Messenger RNA from Toxorhynchites rutilus septentrionalis, 1889 nucleotides. Its product is annotated as mitochondrial tRNA-specific 2-thiouridylase 1. The coding region runs from base 691 to 1713 and encodes 340 amino acids. The record is from RefSeq and is a predicted model, not a curated record. Gene Ontology annotation, biological process: tRNA wobble position uridine thiolation. NCBI's taxonomy places the organism in Eukaryota, Metazoa, Arthropoda, Insecta, Diptera, Culicidae. Gene Ontology annotation, cellular component: mitochondrion. The transcript is spliced from 4 exons. Gene Ontology annotation, molecular function: sulfurtransferase activity.
CAGCUGACGAAUUGAUAGAAUGUUUUUAUUUACCAUAUGCGAGAGACUUCAACGGAGCGCCGCAUGUUAAGUGAUGUAACAAAAUUAGAAAGAAUGGAAUAAUUGUAGCCUGUACAUUAGCUUCGUAUAGCGGAAAGGCGAACGUCUCAAAGAAGAACCAUGUUCAAAAGGGUUGUGGUUGGAGUAUCUGGUGGCGUGGACAGUGCAGUUACCGCAUAUUUACUAAAAAGUAAAGGAGAUUGCUCAGAACAUUCCAUCGCCAGAACGGAGAAGUUUUUGAACAAAGCCGAAAAAGCUGCCGUAUGACCUAUUAGGUUCAAAGAAUGUGCUGCACAAGGAACAAAAACAGCAUCAACAGCUGAUCAAAUUGAGUGAAUAGUUCAAUUAUGCCCAGAAUGUUGACGUUGUGUUUAGAGCCAAUGAUUCCAUCUGUUCCUCUGAGCUUGAGUUUGAUUAGACUGUACACUUCGUAGUUGCUCUCCGUGAUUGACCUGAACCAGCGAAAUUGCACAAAGAACACACCGAAUGGCGCUUGGGAGUAACAAACCAUUUUCAUUGUACAAGUUUUGGUGAUUCGAACUUUAAAUAGUUGAUAACGACGCCGGCCACAUCCUAUCAGUCACCAGAGGGAAGGGAAGGAAUUUAGUGUGAUAUUCACCACCCGAAGGGUACGAUGUGCGGGGAGCGUUCAUGAAAAACUGGGAUCUGAUAGACGAAGCUGGUUACUGCACAGGCGAGCAGGACUGGUUAGACGCCCAAAAGCUGUGUCGUCGUCUUGGCAUACCCUUGGAACAGGUCAAUUUCGUGAAGGACUAUUGGCUGGAGGUAUUCGGGAGUUUUCUUAAGGACUACGAAGCUGGUAUUACGCCAAACCCCGACAUACUCUGCAACAGGCAUAUUAAGUUUAAUUUAUUCUACAAAUAUGCCCGCGAACGAAUGGGAGCAGAUGCGAUAGCGACGGGUCACUACGCUCGGACAAAUUUUGGUCCGUUUUUAGAAAAAUACAAUGACCCACAGCAAGUUCGCCUGUUGGUUGGUACCGAUGAUAUAAAGGAUCAAACGUUCUUUCUGUCCCAAAUAAGUGCCGAAGCUUUACGUCGUACCAUGUUCCCGAUCGGGGGAAUGAAUAAGUCUAAAGUAAAACAAAUAGCUAUUGAGGUCGGCUUGGAGUUUUUCGCUAGGAAAAAAGAAAGCAUGGGUAUUUGUUUCGUGGGGAAACGUAGCUUCCAAGAUUUCAUAGUGGAUUACAUUGAUACGAAACCGGGUGACUUCGUAGAUUUUGACACUGGCAAAGUGGUGGGUAGGCACAAUGGAUUCCACAAUUGGACUAUUGGACAGGGAGCGAAAAUAGCGAGCUGUUUGCAACCGUAUUACAUAUUCCAAAAGCACAUCGAGAGUAACAAUAUUUACGUCGUAUCGGGACACGACCACCCUCUUCUCCUAACCGACAUGGUGUAUGCUGAGUGUCCCAUUUGGAUAAAUAGACCUGCCGAACUGAAGACUGGCAUUUGGCGGUGCCAGUUUAGGUUUCAGCACACAAAACCUUUAGUGGAUUGCAGUGUAGUUGAAACUGGUCACGAGCGACUAUUCGUCAAGCUAGAUAGGUCAUUGCGUGCCAUAACGCCGGGACAAUAUGCUGUGUUCUACAAGAAAGAUGAGUGUUUCGGGAGUGCCAGGAUUGUUAGACCUGGACCAUCGAUGGUAUAUAGCUGACUGUCCUAGAAAAGAAGCGAAUUUCAAUAAAAUGAUUGUAAUGUAAAAUGUGAAGAGACUCAACACUGAAGGCGAUAUUUUACUUUUAAUAUCACUGAAUUGAAAUUACUUAAUGACUUUUUUUUCUCUUCUUGAAAAUGGUGUUCUUGGACCUCAUGACACACAUCGUGCCCGCC